AAUUUUCUUUUGACCGUUGUUAAUCAAUUCGCCAAAAUAGCUAAAUCCAUUUUACAAUUUCUAAAAAAGAAAAAAUCCCAUCAUAGUUCAGGAACGGCAAGCGGCAGCGGCAGCGGAUCAGAGGGCAAGUUACAGCAGCAGCACAGCAACGAGGAGGAAGGCGGUGGUGCAGGUGGAGGACAGCAGGAAGCAGCCGCCGCUAGCCACAAAAUAACGCCGCCGACCACAACAGCAGCAGCAGCAACAGCAGCGGGCAGAGCAUCGGGUGCAGGAGUCGAAGCAGGAGUCGGAGCCGGUGUAGCCAAAACAGACGCAGCUGCUGCCUCUGGCGAGGAGCCGCCGUUGGCGAACAACCAAAGCAACAGCUCACCUCAAGCUCAGGUCUCGGCCAGCGCCACGUUUCGUUUGUCUUCGUUGACGGGCACCAUCUCGAAAAUGGGCAAUAACGCGACCACAUCCAACAAGAAGGUGGAUGCCGCCGAGACGGUUAAGGAGUUCCUUGAACAGGCCAAGGAGGAGUUUGAGGAUAAAUGGCGUCGCAAUCCAACCAAUACGGCUGCGCUCGAUGAUUUCGAAAGGAUCAAGACACUGGGCACCGGCUCCUUUGGCCGCGUCAUGAUCGUGCAGCAUAAGCCAACAAAAGACUACUAUGCCAUGAAGAUAUUGGACAAGCAGAAGGUCGUCAAGCUGAAGCAGGUGGAGCAUACGCUCAAUGAGAAGCGCAUCCUGCAGGCGAUACAGUUCCCAUUCUUGGUCUCGCUCCGCUACCACUUCAAGGACAACUCCAAUCUCUACAUGGUGCUGGAGUAUGUGCCCGGCGGCGAGAUGUUCUCGCAUCUGCGAAAAGUCGGACGCUUCUCGGAGCCGCAUUCACGUUUCUAUGCAGCACAGAUUGUGCUCGCAUUUGAGUAUUUGCAUUAUCUGGACCUCAUCUAUCGCGAUCUGAAGCCGGAGAAUUUAUUGAUCGAUUCGCAGGGCUACUUGAAGGUCACCGAUUUCGGCUUCGCCAAGCGGGUCAAGGGCCGCACCUGGACGCUAUGCGGCACACCUGAAUAUCUGGCGCCCGAAAUCAUUUUGUCCAAGGGCUACAACAAGGCCGUCGAUUGGUGGGCGUUGGGCGUGCUGGUCUACGAAAUGGCAGCCGGCUAUCCGCCGUUCUUUGCGGACCAACCCAUACAGAUCUACGAGAAGAUCGUCUCUGGCAAGGUGCGCUUCCCCUCGCACUUUGGCUCCGAUCUGAAGGAUCUGUUGCGUAAUCUACUGCAAGUGGAUCUGACCAAACGCUAUGGCAAUCUGAAAGCAGGCGUCAAUGAUAUUAAGAACCAGAAAUGGUUCGCCUCCACGGACUGGAUUGCGAUCUUCCAAAAGAAAAUCGAAGCGCCGUUCAUACCGCGGUGUAAAGGUCCCGGGGAUACAAGCAAUUUUGAUGAUUACGAAGAGGAGGCGUUGCGAAUUUCCAGCACCGAAAAGUGCGCCAAGGAGUUUGCCGAAUUCUAGAAGAUGCACAAACAACAACACGCAUUCAAGUCACCAUCUUCGUUACCAUCGUCGUUGUUGUCGUCGUCGUCGUCUCGUCUAUAUGUCUACUACUUACUACAACUACUACUAUUACU
This is a messenger RNA of Drosophila hydei, 1613 nucleotides long. RefSeq names its product cAMP-dependent protein kinase catalytic subunit 1. The record is from RefSeq and is a predicted model, not a curated record. NCBI's taxonomy places the organism in Eukaryota, Metazoa, Arthropoda, Insecta, Diptera, Drosophilidae. Gene Ontology annotation, biological process: peptidyl-serine phosphorylation. Bases 436 to 1497 code for a protein of 353 amino acids. The transcript has a single exon. Gene Ontology annotation, molecular function: cAMP-dependent protein kinase activity; ATP binding. Gene Ontology annotation, cellular component: cAMP-dependent protein kinase complex; nucleus.